Molecule: messenger RNA, 2912 nt
Organism: Equus caballus (horse)
Lineage: Eukaryota; Metazoa; Chordata; Mammalia; Perissodactyla; Equidae
Gene: KCNA5
Product: potassium voltage-gated channel subfamily A member 5
Biological process (GO): protein homooligomerization; potassium ion transmembrane transport
Cellular component (GO): voltage-gated potassium channel complex; intercalated disc; membrane
Molecular function (GO): delayed rectifier potassium channel activity; protein binding
Source: RefSeq, a predicted model, not a curated record
GGAAGCCGCGCAGGGUGGAGGCCAAGCGCCGCCCGCCGCCGGAGAGGGGCGGCUGAAGGUUGCAUCUGCUGGAAGGAGGCUUUUGGCUGCUUGGUAACGGGCUGCCAGAAAGGAGAAAGAGGCAGAGAGCAGGGCAGCGGCUUCUUGACGUCAGGACCAAGCGAAGGGAUCGCGCCAGCAAACGCAGCCCGCCGUCCGGUAGGGCCCCCGAAGACGAGAGCAGAGCCCGACGCCAGGCGUCCCCCGGGGCGGGAGUGGGGGCGCGGGAGCCAGUUGACAGGGGCGCAGCAUGCCCCCUGUCCCUGGGCCAUGGAGAUUGCCCUGGUGCCCUUGGAGAACGGCAGUGCCAUGACCGUCAGAGGAGGAGGUGAGGCUCGGGGGGGAGAGCUCCAGCGCCCCUCGACGGCUGGGCUCAGCGAUGGACCCAAAGAGCCGGCGCCAAGGGGGCGCGGCACGCAGAGGAGCGCGGACCCGGGAGGGCGGCCUCUGCCACCGCUGCCCCAGGAGCCGCCGCAGCCUAGACAGCCUCCGGAGGACGAGGAGGGAGAAGGCGACCCCACCCUGGGCAUGGCGGAAGACCACGCGCCGGGCGCAGGGUCCCUUCACCACCAACGCGUCCUCAUAAACAUCUCCGGGCUGCGCUUCGAGACACAGCUGGGCACCCUGGCGCAGUUCCCCAACACCCUCCUGGGGGACCCAGCCAAGCGCCUGCGCUACUUCGACCCCCUGAGGAACGAGUACUUCUUCGACCGCAACCGGCCCAGCUUCGACGGCAUCCUCUACUACUACCAGUCGGGGGGCCGCCUGCGGAGGCCGGUCAACGUCUCGUUGGACGUGUUCGCAGAUGAGAUCCGCUUCUAUCAGCUCGGGGACGAGGCCAUGGAGCGCUUCCGGGAGGACGAGGGCUUCAUCAAAGAAGAGGAGAAGCCCCUGCCCCGCAACGAGUUCCAGCGCCAGGUGUGGCUUAUCUUCGAAUACCCGGAAAGCUCGGGGUCCGCGCGGGCCAUUGCCAUUGUCUCUGUCUUGGUCAUUCUCAUCUCUAUCAUCACCUUCUGUUUGGAGACCUUGCCUGAGUUCAGGGAUGAACGCGAGCUGCUCCGCCAUCCCCCGGUGCCCCAUCAGCCUCCUGGGGCCGCCAGGGGGACCAAUGGCAGCGGGGCCAUGGCGCCUCCCUCUGGCCCAACGGUGGCGCCUCUCCUGCCCAGGACCUUGGCUGACCCCUUCUUCAUUGUGGAGACCACGUGUGUCGUCUGGUUCACCUUCGAGCUGCUUGUACGCUUCUUCGCCUGCCCCAGCAAGGCAGAGUUCUCUCGGAACAUCAUGAAUAUCAUCGAUGUGGUGGCCAUCUUCCCCUACUUCAUCACCUUGGGCACCGAGCUGGCAGAGCAACAGCCAGGGGGCGGAGGAGGGGGUGGCCAGAAUGGGCAGCAGGCCAUGUCCCUGGCCAUCCUCAGAGUGAUCCGCCUGGUUCGGGUGUUCCGCAUCUUCAAGCUCUCCCGCCACUCCAAGGGGCUGCAGAUCCUGGGCAAGACCUUGCAGGCUUCCAUGCGGGAGCUGGGCCUGCUCAUCUUCUUCCUCUUCAUCGGCGUCAUCCUCUUCUCCAGUGCCGUCUACUUUGCAGAGGCUGACAACCAGGAGACCCACUUUUCCAGCAUCCCGGAUGCCUUCUGGUGGGCAGUAGUCACCAUGACUACCGUGGGCUAUGGGGACAUGAGGCCUGUCACUGUGGGGGGCAAGAUCGUCGGCUCGCUGUGUGCCAUCGCUGGUGUCCUCACCAUCGCCCUACCUGUGCCAGUUAUUGUCUCCAACUUCAACUACUUCUACCACCGGGAGACGGACCAUGAGGAGCAGGCAGUCCUUAAGGAAGAGCAGGGCAGCCAGAGCCAGGGGGCAGGGCUGGACAGCAGAGGCCAGCGGAAGGCCAGCUGGAGCAAGGGGUCCCUCUGCAAGGCUAGGGGAUCCCUGGAGAAUGCGGAUGGAGCCCGAAGGGGCAGCUGCCCCCUAGAGAAGUGUAACCUCAAGGCCAAGAGCAAUGUGGACUUGCGGAGGUCCCUGUAUGCCCUCUGCCUGGACAGCAGCCGGGAGACAGAUCUGUAAGGGGAAAUCCAGGCGACUGGUAGCGGGGGUGGGGGACGAUGGAGGCGUCCUGAACCUGCAUAUCUACUUUAUACCACAGAGUAUUUCAAUGCCACCCUGUAACCUACAUCUGUCCCUCUUUUACUCCUUCCCUCCCGUUCUCCCUCUCUGGAUCCCCCCAUUUUUCCUCUUCUUGCCAUGACACCAAGGGUCGCCUAUUUUUAAAAAGCACCACAUUCCAUGACGCAGAGCUGUUGAAAUGGUGAGCGCUGUGAGAUGGAUGUAUUUGUAGCCAGUUUCCUAUACCCAAAAGGGGGAUAACCCAAACAAAAAUAACUUUAAAUAGCCCAGAUCCCAAGAGAUUUUGUAAUCCCCCCCAAUGUGUUCCAAAUUUGCUUUACAUAUGAUUAUAUUUAUUAUAGGGGGAAUAUUAUUUUUAUGGCCGGUAAGUGGAUUUUUGUACUAUAGUUUCAGAUGAAGAUAUUUUGGAUAUAUUUUCAAGACAUAUGUUGUAUUUAUGGAAGAGAGAGUUACUGUGAUGCUUUUCUAUGAUGCUUAUAUUAGAGCCAGAGACCCUGGUUACGGCUUUUCUGGUUCCUGUGUCUGCAAGCCUCUCUCUUUUCUGGGAUGUGGUAUCGGUGCUUUGCGUCUAGGGCAGGGAAUAUUCUGGAAGAAAGACAAGUCUGACUUUUUCUGUGCGCCUUAAACAAUUCUUGUAACAUUCUUUGAAAAGCAUUUUAAUGAUGUUGGAGGGAGACUUCUGAUCAUUCAUUCUUUUUUUUUUAUCCCAGGAAAUAAAAUGUUACUUGGUUGAGGCAAGUGUUAGUUUUUCUACA